Molecule: messenger RNA, 2919 nt
Organism: Brugia malayi
Lineage: Eukaryota; Metazoa; Nematoda; Chromadorea; Rhabditida; Onchocercidae
Gene: Bma-rbm-12
Product: swan, putative
Exons: 15
Coding region: 1-2919 (972 amino acids)
Biological process (GO): regulation of RNA splicing
Cellular component (GO): nucleoplasm; ribonucleoprotein complex
Molecular function (GO): RNA binding
Source: RefSeq, a predicted model, not a curated record
AUGUCUUGGAUAAUUCGUUUACAACGGUUACCGUUAUCUGCGAAUGCAGCAGACAUCCGAACUUUUUUCGCCGGAUUACGGAUACCGGAUGGUGCCGUACAUAUUGUUGGUGGGCCGGAUGGUGAUGCUUUUAUUGGUUUUGCCACUGAUGAAGAUGCUCGUCAAGCGAUGCGUUUCGAUAAUCGGCGCAUACAUGACCAACGUGUACGUUUGCUGUUGUCAUCACGCGUUGAAAUGGAUGCCGUCAUUGCAAAAGCUCGUGCCGGGGAUCUGAAUGUCGUUGGGGUAGCUUCGGCUGCAUCCGUUGCUGCUCCAUCGCUUAGACGUGAUAGUUCUCCAGCGGCACGUCCAGGCGGCGUCCAAAUCCCAUCCGAUUCUACAGCGGAUAGUUUUGGAAAUCAACGUAUUGCUCAAUCACAGCCGACUGUCGCGGACGUCUAUGCAACAAGGAAUGGCGGACACGGACAACAAGAUUAUGCAAGAGCGAAUGUAACAGAGGAUGCUUGGAACCGUGCAGCCGAUGGUGCUCUAUCGGAUUCCUGGAAAAACGGUUCCCAGGGAAGCUAUGAACCUCGCACAGCGAGUCGUCAGGCAACAACAGCAACAACAACAACAACACAAUCACAAUUAGUACAUUCAGUUGGACCAUGGCAAGAUCCUAAAAUGCUGAAUGUACUGGGACAAACUACUCAGUCAAGUUCUGUAUACCAACAAUCUAAUCGUGAAGAACGAUUCGGUCAGUAUGAACAAGAUAAUAAUUUUCAAGGUUAUAACGCUAGCGUUCAAGCAGUGGUAACAGCAACAGUUGCUUCCAGCGCAAUUACACAGGUCCCUCCGAUAUAUCAGCAAACUAAUGUUGCUGCUCCUGCGGUUCUACCGGGUCAAGUCCUACCAUUACCGCCGUCAAUUCCGGGCCUUCUUGUACCACCAUUACUGGCAAAUACUUUGCCGGUCAGUGCUGCUACUGGCACUCAACCUGCAUCUGGAUUAGCGAAUGCUCAUGCAUUUGUUGCGCGAUACACUGGCCGCAAUGGACCAGUAUUCUCAGCUUUACCGACACAACACUGUUUGGCAGAGGAUAAACAGAAUUGCUAUGUGGAACUCAGCCGGCUUCCGUCGGAACUUUUACGUCCAGCAGCUCUCGAACAUUUCUUGCGUCCAUCGACGCCCCUCACACUGUCAUCUGUCAAAGUUGUUUUCGAUCCGAAAGGUUUCCCAUUGCAUUCUCUGGUACGUUUCGAGUGUGCCAAAGAUGCCAAAAACGUACUAGACAGAGAUGGAGAACAAGGCAUAAGGAUUCGUUCUUGUCCGAAGGAAGUAUUCGAUAACGCGGUGGAUGGUAGUCUGCAAAUUCCACCAGCAUUCUUACAAGGUACAAAGGAGGCAGAUUAUCAUGACGAAAGAAGUCCGCGUACUGGUGCUUCAUUACGACAUCAUCGCAGUCCUGAAAGACGUGAUUUUGAUGGGAGAUAUGAUGAACGUCCUCGUGUUUUGCGUGAUCACGAAGACCGUUAUCGUGGUUCUCGACACGGUCGCUCACGUUCGCCUCGAGAUUAUCGAGACUAUCGUGAUUCGAAACGACGUGGAGUUGAUCCUGGUCGUUAUUGCAUCGAAUUCACCAAUUUGCCGUUUCGGGUUACGGAAAUUGAAAUCCGGGAGUAUCUUGGUCCGCGUUGUGAGCCAACAAAAGUGACUCGGGCUUAUAAUGAAGAUGGUCAAGCAUCAGAUCGUUGGAUUGCUGAAUUUAGCACAUUUGAUCUGGCAGAAAAAGCAUAUCGUGUGCGUGGCAAGAUCAAUGAAAGACCAAUUCGUGCAAGAAGGAUAACAAAUGAGGACGCAGAUCAGAUGUUGGCAGUACCAGACAGAUUUGGACGUCAAAAGAAGGAAGAAUAUGAACGGAAGCAUGGAGGCGACUCAUCAAUUGCUCCACUUCUUGAUUUACCAAGUCGGUCUACUGAAGCAAGUUUACAUUUCCAAGAAUCUUCCAAAGGUCGUGGUACUCGUGGACGAGGAGGAUUCUAUCGAGGUAGUCUUAUUCAUGGAUAUCACAGCGAGCGGGAAGUUGGAGAUGUGUCUUCCAGUGGUUUGAAUGGGAUUGCUAGUUCGUCUUCUGUGGCACCACCUCGUUUUCCAACCUUUCGUCUACAUAGAGGUCUUUUACAAGGAAGUCGACCUCGCCCACCACUUAUCUCUCCACCGACUUUUUUCGGAAACACGACACCUUCAACUAUUCGGCAACGUGGUCCGCCGCCUUCAGGUCGUGGUCCUCCUUUGCUUCGUGGUCCACGUCCUCCUAUACUUCAUCCACCAAAUAAUGGACCAGCUGGGCCAAUUCCAGCCAUUCCACCUCCAAGUGUGAAAUCGUGUCUGAUGGUCGAGAACGUUUCUGAGAGUGAAAAUGAUAUAGACGUUGCCAAGUUCUUGCAGCUAACUCAAGCUACUCAAGCGACAUUACGUCGAGCGGCUGAUGGAAUAUUUUAUGUUGAUAUGGGUGCCAUGGAUGAAGCUACAAAAGCAGUGCAAAUGUACAGUGGUUUGAAACUUGGAGAAAAUGUUAUCACAGUCACGGCAAUUACCCGGCAACAGAUGCACCUCGGUGUUGAUAAAAAAGUUGAAUCGGUAGAAAUGUUGGAACCAGAACUGAUUGCAUCCGUAGGAGAGCCAGGUACAGUUAUUAGUUGUCAUGGUUUUCCGGCAAAUGUCACUUUGACUGAUGUGGCUCAGUUCUUCGACAAAUAUUCGCUGGUGGAAAGUUCUGUAAGAAUAAAGCUGGACGAUAACGGAAUACCAACGGGCGAAUGUCUCCUAGCUGUCGGCUCACCUCACGAAGCGAACAAAGCCGUAAUGUUGCUGAGUGGUCGGAAGCUCGCUGGCUCAACUAUAACAAUGUCUGUUGUUCGCGCAGCUACAAAACAGUAG